AUGCACACGAUAAAUAUAGAAGGGCAUUCAGUUAGAAGCCCGCACGAACUGUACGAGCCGCAGAAACAGUCGGUUGAAACCAUCCUAAAAUGUCUGGUAAGCGGAGAGUCAGGGAUGAUAGAAAGCCCCACAGGCACAGGAAAGACACUCAGCAUACUUGCAGCAGUAAUAGCUUGGAUAGGAGCAAAGAGCCCCGCAGACCAAAAGGGCAUCAAAGUAUUCAUUACAACAAGAACCAUAAAACAGGCAUACCAGCUGAUAGACCACAUGAAAAGAAUGGAGAAUCCCCCGAGUAUGUCUCUUCUUGCCUCGAGAAAGCACCUGUGUCUGAACCCAGACGUGAAGAAAUCAAAAGACAUAGAUACGGCUUGUAAAAACAAAGUAAAAAGUGAAAAUCCGCAGGACAAGUGUAGAUACUAUUUUAACUCACAGAAGGACGACAAGAAAAAAAAAGAUACAAUGGAUAAUAGGGUGCCAAAGGUCUUCUCCAUUGAAGAUCUACUCAGCACAGGCAAAACAUGCAACGCCUGCCCGUACUACUACACCCGAGAGAAGCAGAACAAUGCAACCAUCAUAUUCUCGCCAUAUAACUACAUAAUAAACCCAAGAAUAAGAAAGGCCAUGGGAAUAACCCUAGACGAUGCAGCAGUAAUAGUAGAUGAAGCACACAACAUAGAUGAUGUCUGCAGGUCCACAGGAUCCGUGGAGAUAGACACACCUCUAGUUGAAAUCAUAGACAAAAUAGUUACAUUGAGUCUAUCACGGCCUCUGCACAGCCCAGAGCUAGAAGAAGCCCUGAGAGUGGUAAAGAUGUUCCUCACUAAGAUACUUAACUACAUCAGCGAAAUACCCAGCAGAAUAAACAAAGAAGGGCUAGAAGCAGUAGUCAGCCAAACAGGAGAAAAAGAGGCAGCUAUACCGCAGAAUAAUAUCCAAAACGAGCUGAAACUCCUGGGAAUCUCUGAAGAAACAUUUAAAGGUCUUGAAAUGAGCAUACACACAGUGCUAGAUGAGCUGGUGCUCGAAACAUUCAUCGAGCAGUGGCUGCACCAGAUCCUCUCGGUGUUCAACUACAUGAUGCAGCCGAGCCAAAAAGAAAAGUACGGAAUGGUUAUCACAAAAAAUAAAAUAUCAUUUCUGCUGCUGCACGCAUCCGUGGUGUUCAAUGAAAUAUACGAAAAAGCGCGGUGUGUGGUGCUGCUGUCAGGAACGCUCUAUCCAUUUAAGGAGCUAGCACGGGAGCUAGUGAGCAGCAAUCCUCUCAAGGCGUUUGUGCACUUUAUGCAGGCAGGGCACAUAAUACCACGAGAACAGCUGAGUACAUCUGUAGUAUCGUCGUACCAUGGGACAGAAAUACUGGGAACAUACGCAGGAACACAGCAGAAUAAAUACUACCGCACGAUUGCUGAUGUAAUUGUCGAUGUAGCGCACAAUCUUGAUAGGAUAGGAGGCGUGCUCUGUUUUGUUCCCAGCUAUGCAGCCAUCAAUAAGCUAACUCCCCUGCUAAAUCGGUCAGUCUGUCUGAUUGUUGAGUCAAAGUCAAGCGACGAGUUCGAGGGAGCCCUGCAGGAGUACAGAAGCAGGUGCAGAAGAGGCAAGUGUGUGUUCCUGUGCGUGUUCAGAGGAAAGGCAAGCGAAGGCAUUGACUUCAGAGACCACGAGUCGCGUGCUGUUGUUCUCGUGGGGAUUCCGUACCAAAGCGUGCGCGAUCACUCGAUAAUACUGAAGAAAAAGUACAACAACCAGUAUCUAGGAAACACAGGAAGCGAGUGGUACAACCUACAGGCGUACAAGGCAGUGAAUCAGGCAAUGGGGAGGUGCAUCAGACACCUAAACGACUGGGGGAGCAUAUUCCUCGUGGACACAAGGUAUGCAAAGAGCAUAUCGCCCAGGAGCAACACGCUCUCGCAGUGGGCCGUGGAGAAGUGCAGCAUAAUAAAAAGCAAGGAGGACAUGAUGAAAACCUUCCUGCCGUUUGUGGAAAGACAGAAGCCGCACAAGACAGCGCCAGAAGAGAUCACGGAGAACAGCAGCAACCAGAUGAAAAGGAAGAUAGUGUACUUUGACAAGUCGAGUGGCGUCAAGAGAUUCUUUGACAGGUAG
Molecule: messenger RNA, 2103 nt
Organism: Nematocida minor
Lineage: Eukaryota; Fungi; Microsporidia
Product: fanconi anemia group J protein
Exons: 1
Coding region: 1-2103 (700 amino acids)
Biological process (GO): nucleobase-containing compound metabolic process
Molecular function (GO): DNA helicase activity; hydrolase activity, acting on acid anhydrides, in phosphorus-containing anhydrides; DNA binding
Source: RefSeq, a predicted model, not a curated record